AUGCACAAAACCCGGCAAUCCCAGGAUAGCGAUCCCUCAUCUCCCCCACCCCCCUUCACAGCCCCAAGGAAGCAAGUAAACCGGAAAAGGCAGCUAACUGGCUCGGUCUCAAAUGCCCCCCGUCCCCCUUGUCUGACGCCCCCCAUCACGCUGUCCUCGCCUCCCCUUCGUCUACCUGCCACGGUACACUAUGCCAGGUAUCAAGAAGAAAUCGUGCAAUGUGAGUGGACGGCAUCCAGUCCCGCAGUCUUCGAUGCUUUUUGUGUGGGAGUUGCCUUUUGGGGAAUGUAG
This is a messenger RNA of Plenodomus lingam JN3, 291 nucleotides long. Lineage: Eukaryota; Fungi; Ascomycota; Dothideomycetes; Pleosporales; Leptosphaeriaceae. The record is from RefSeq and is a predicted model, not a curated record.